This is a messenger RNA of Apaloderma vittatum (bar-tailed trogon), 4416 nucleotides long. RefSeq names its product synaptonemal complex protein 2-like. NCBI's taxonomy places the organism in Eukaryota, Metazoa, Chordata, Aves, Trogoniformes, Trogonidae. The record is from RefSeq and is a predicted model, not a curated record.
AUGACAGCCAGGAAUGAGAUGCAGUUUGAAAAGUUAAUUGAUGAAGCUACAAGAAAAAAAGAUUUCAAAUUACUAGAACAGUUUCUGGUAACAGAAGACUCUGAAAAUGUCUCUUACAAAUGCAGCAAACAGUUUGUCAACAAAUUAGACAAGCUUCUGUGUCGGGAACUUGACAAACAAGAAAUUGCCAGCGUUUCCACUGUACUAAAUUGUAUUCAGAAAUGUGGGAUGAAAGUCAGCAUAGCAGGAGAAGAUGGACUCUCAGCAAUGAUAAAAUAUGGUCUUAUUGGAAGGAUGGUUAAUUGGUUUGAAAAGGUAAAAGGAAUUUUGAUCCUCAGUGGAAAUGAAAAGAAUGAAAUGCUUGCAAAUCUGACUGAAGAUUUCUUCAACGUGUUGCUGGCUAUAUGUGAUAGCAGACCUGAAGGUAAAAUGCAAAUACUAGAAAACUUUAUUCUGAAAACAUGUGCCCUUGCCGCUGACGAAAGAAUUAGUAUUUAUAUUCAAAAAAAGGUAGUAAGAAAACUUAAUUUAAUGCUCGACAACAUGCCUCGAGAUGCCAAAAAAAAAAUAGUUGCUACAAAGGAAAUGUUGCCUGUCAUGCGUGACAUGGGGAAGAGAAUUUUGGAUGCUGGAGACUAUGACCUGCAAGUAGCCCUUACAGAAGCUUUAUGCAGAAUGAUCUCAGAGAAACAAAGAGGAGAACUGGCCUGCCAGUGGUUUUCCAUGGAGUUUGUGUCCAAUGCAUUUAAAGGAAUUAAAGAUUCUGAGUUUGAAACAGAUUGCAGAAAAUUUCUGAACCAAGUGAAUGGCAUGCUUGGAGACAAAAGAAGGGUUUUUACAUAUCCGUGUUUAUCAGCAGCUCUUGAUAAAUAUGAGCUACAGAUACCAUUGGAUGAAAAUCUCGAAGAAUUUUGGGUUGAUUUCAAUGUCGGUAGCAGAAGUAUAUCCUUCUAUGUGGCAGCAGAUGAUGCAGAUCAUCAGUGGGAAACAGUCAUUAUUCCAGAAGAAGAGGUAGACCUGUACAGCCUUGAAGAAAAAGAUUCAAAGAAAUUAUUAACAAUAUGUCUAAAAAGCCCAAUGAGUGUGGGUAAUCAAGAAGGAGAAAUUUUUUUUUUAUAUUUUGAUUCUAUCUUGGAGAUCAAAGAUGCAACUAAAAAGAUUUAUGGAUCUAGUAAAUGUAAGGUUCUGAUACCAGAAAGUCAAUUAUCACCACAUUCGGAAGAAAAAUCUGAAGAGGCAAAAGCCAGUAAGUACAAACCACAGCAACUUUCUGGAACUUUGAAGACUCAGAAUAAAAAUAGCAGUCAAGAAAAAUGCAAAGAUGACUCCUCCAAGAUAACUACGUCUUGUAAAAGGAAAGUGUCUGAAGCAUCCAUGCUUAUUCCUGGAGCUGCAAGAUGUUGCACAAAGAAUCCACUGGUAUUUGUUAGCACAUCCACUCCUUUUAAAGGACGGUUUAAAUUACCCUUGGAAAUGAUGAGAUCUGCUGAAAGGUCCAAUAAUAAUAGUGCCCUAAAUGAGACUGGAAAGAAGAAUUUUGGUCAAGAAUCUACUGGAAGUGGGCAAAGAUGUGCAGCAGACAAUGAAUUUUGCGAAACAGAACAGAAUAUUGGGAAGUCAAAUACCAGAAAUGAAGCAAAACAACCUGAAAAGCAAAUGCAUGCUGAAGAAGUUUUAGGAAUGAUGCAAGAGGGAGAAAUGGAGGGCACGCAAAAGCAAACUUUAGAUGAAGCGUUAGAUGUUGUUCCUGAUUCCCAGCCAGUAGGGAAAAGCAACAAAGCUGUGCUGUCGGGUCUUUUGGAGAGUUCUUUUGAUAAAACCAGGACGUGGAAAAAAAGAGCAUGCUCUGUUCCUGAGAAGAAUAUAACAACUGGUAACAAGCAAAAGCCAAAUCCUUCGUUGACGCGUACAUCCCAUCCAGGUUACGAUCACACUUCAUUCACUGGGAGUGUUAAAAAUGUUCCGCAUUAAUUUUUUAACCUACAGCCCUAUAAAUAUAAAAAAGUUAAGAAAACUAAGAAAAUUUAAAUUGAUACCAUGGGGGAAGAAAACUGCAAAAUACUUAACGGACAGUCAGGAGUGCCUAAUUUGUAACAGAAACUGUUAAGUACAGAAGGGAAAAAUAUUUAAACUACUACUGAAACAUCAUUUAAAACAUUUCUUUCAGCUAGAACGUUUGAAACAUCUUUGCAUUCUGAUUUUACAAAAGAGGAACCUGAUGCUCCCUUUGCGAAAGAGGCUGCAGAUCCAAAACAAUCCAAGGUGAAAAAGAAGUCUAAGGAUAUGACAGAUGCAGCAAAAUCACUAAUUAGUAAAAUCAGUGACAGAUACAAAGCCAAGACAGAUGAGAAAAGCAAAGCAAGAGACUCCUUGAGUUGUAGCAGGUCACUUUUAAAUAAAUCCAGUGUCUCCAAGGAAGAAGUUUGGGAUAGAAACCUGAAAACUAGUACUUUUCUUAAUAUGACUGCAGGUCAUAUUAUGAAUGAUGUCUACAACUUUAACAUCAGUGGGUCCGAGGAGCCUACCAUAAAGCUUGGAACUAGAAGCAAUCAAAACAAGAAACAUCUCUUUAGUGACACAGACACAGAAUACAGAGGUGAUGACAGCAAGACAGAGAUCAGCUGGCUACAAGAAUCAAAUAGAAAACCUAAAGCCCAGUUAAUUGAUUACAGUAGAAAUAAAAUCUCAGGGAAACCAAUAAGCACAGAGAAAAAUAAAUUUCCUGAACCUGCUGGCCCUGUGGGUGAACCUAAAGGCAAAAAUGCAAAGAAGAAAAAGAUAAACAAAUGUAAAAAACAGAAUUCAACAGCUGAUGAAACAGUAGAACAAACCACCAGACAAAAACGACCUCGAAGAGCUACAUUAGCAAAAAAUUACAAAGAGCCUUCCAGUUCAGAGUCAGAGAGUGAAAGGAAAUCUCCAGCACGCACCUCUAAGGAGGAGAAAUCAAAAAUACAGAAACAUAUGAAUGGGAAAAACAAGGAUGAUAAUCAGCCAAAAGAGUUCCAGAACACUGUGUAUAUAGAGCCAAAGAGAGUAGCUAGCUCUGUGCAAAAAGCAUAUAUUAAAUCAAAUAAUUCUGCAGAACGAAAGGAAAAUGAAGUGCCUUCAUCUGAGAGUCCUGCAUCUCUUGAGACGAUGAGAUGUGCUGAAAGAACAUCAGAGGGAGAUGUUAGUGAAGAGCAUAUAUACAGUGAAAGAUCACCUGACCUUGAGGAGUCAACACCAGAAAAGAGGGCAACACUGAGCUUCAAGAAAGGAAUCUCUCCCAAUAAUUUCUGCUCACAAAAAAAGAGUAUUCCAAGUGUACAUCUACAUGAGUCCCCUGAGACGACUGUUAAAAAGUUAACGUUUGGAAAUAAAAUUUUCUCACCAGUUUUAUCUGAAGCAUCUUUGGUAAGAAUGUUAAGCUUAACGACGCAUAAAACUGUCGGUGGACAUGCAAAAGGAUCUCUAUCUGAAACACGUUUUAAUCAUGAAGAUUCAAAUUUCAGACAUCAAUUUUCAGACAUACUUUCUGUUAAGGAAAAACUACAAGAUGUCACUGGACCUAUCACCGGAAGUAAAAAAGAGGAUUGUGUUCCAUCUCCACUGUCUGUUUCCAGUGGAAGUAAAGAACAGUCUUGGAGUGAAGAACCAUGUGGCCCCGUACAUGAGUCAGGACCAGCUAUACAGACAUCUCUCAAACGAAGGUACCACAGUGAUACAGAAACGAAUUCUGAUGAAGCAGAAACAAGCAAAGAGGAAGAAAAGAAAGGAAUCAGAAGAACAAAGUUACAGCCUAGAAAAUUAUUUAAAACAGGUGAUGCUGUUACUUACAGAGUGUCUGAAAGCUUAUCUACAGUCUCUGUAAAUGAUCUGUCAGUUUUGGAUGGGGACAUCUGGGACCCUGAUUGUUCAGCUGUCGGUAUAUGUCAGAAGCUCCAAAAAGAAGUUACCAAGAAAAUCGAGAGCCGCUCACGGAAAAUGGAUCAUUUUACUAAGCAAUCAUUAAGAGCUGCCCAUCAGCAUUUGACAACAAUGAGUUACCAGCUUCAUGAGUGCAGGAUCAGGCAGCUGGACAAAUUUCAUUUUGCUCUCCUUGAGGAACUUGAGAAUUUUGAAAAAGAUUCUCAGUCCCUGAAAAACAUGGAAAAAGAAUUCUCGACCUUUUGGAAAAAACAUACACAUAGUUUUAGUGCAUACAUGAAGAAUGAGCGUCAGAGAAUUCAGAUUCUUAAAACGUCAUUUGAAAAGAAUAUCUACUGUACUGUUGACUACGAAGAGCGUAUCUUUACUUCAGAGAUGCAUCUGAUGAAAGAAGACAUAAAAGGACUCCAGGAGAACCUUCUUAAAGAAAUGCAAGAAGAGGAACUGUGUAAUGUUCGCAGAGCAUUGCAGACAUUCUUGCAGUCAGAGGACAGAAUUCUGAAGUAA